Messenger RNA from Exophiala viscosa, 1713 nucleotides. RefSeq lists its product as uncharacterized. The record is from RefSeq and is a predicted model, not a curated record. The coding region runs from base 435 to 1430 and encodes 331 amino acids. The transcript has 4 exons. Lineage: Eukaryota; Fungi; Ascomycota; Eurotiomycetes; Chaetothyriales; Herpotrichiellaceae. Gene Ontology annotation, cellular component: nucleus; cytoplasm; ribonucleoprotein complex. Gene Ontology annotation, molecular function: mRNA binding.
CCUCAAUCCGUGAAUCUCCAAACGGAUACACGCCACAGAUGGUAGGGGCCACCGGGGCAUUACUUUUACCAGAGUUUAGCGGCGGUUAGCGUCGUGCUUGCCGUGACAUUGUCACCUUUGGUUUGUCAGUUCUUUCCCGCUAAAUCGAUCGCACCGCAACUGCCCGUCUAAAAUGGUUUGGAAUUAUUAUUUUCUGGCCUGCGCAAACCCCCUUUGAAUCCUGUCUCUCUUCCUUUCCUACUUUCCAAUCAAUCAUAUCAUCCUUCUUCUGAUCACAACCCGUGCUCAGUUUCAUUCAAACAAACCGAAUCUAGGGCACCCAGCUACCCUUUUCAACCCCUCAUCCAAUCCGAUUCCCCAAGGCAGCCUCUAGCUACCUGAGUUAUUUACAUUCCACAAGUCCAAACACUCAUCAAACUUGUGCCUCAGCCACAAUGUCUUCUGCCGUCGACAACCUCGCCGAAAACCUCAAGGAUGCCAGCAUCGAGGAUCACUCGGCUGCCAACAAUGACGCCGUCCUUGCUUCGGCUGCCGAAGGUCGUCGAUUGUAUAUAGGGAAUCUCGCUUAUGCGACAACUGAGGCGGAACUCAAGCAGUUCUUUUCGGGCUACGACGUCGAGUCAACUUCCAUCCCCGUUAACCCACGCACCAACCGUCCUGUCGGCUACGCCUUUGUCGAUCUAAAGUCCUCUGAGGAGGCAGAGAAGGCCAUCGAAAACCUGUCAGGCAAGGACAUUCUUGAGCGCAAGGUCUCUGUUCAGCUUGCUCGCAAGCCAGACCAGACUGGCAACGCCGAGGGUGCCACUUCUGGUGCUGAGGGUGGUGACCGCAAGAGAAGCUCCGGACGCGGUCGUGGCGGUCGCGGUCGCGGCCGUGGUGGUCGUGCUCGUGGUGGCGCUAGGGAGGGUGGCGACUUUGCGGAAAACCCACUUCCUUUGACCGACGUUACUGCCGAAGCCAACCAACAAACUGGGGAGACUGGUGAGAAGACCGAACGCGGCCCUCGUCCACCCAAGCAACGCGGCCCUCCAGAGGACGGCAUUCCAUCCACCACCAAGGUCAUGGUCGCCAACCUGCCCUACGACCUGAGCGAAGAGAAGCUCAAGGAACUCUUUGCCGCCUACGAACCCAGCUCCGCCAAGAUUGCUCUUCGCCCCAUCCCACGCUUCAUGGUCAAGAAGCUUCAAGCUCGUGGUGAGCCUCGCAAGGGUCGUGGCUUCGGCUUCGUCACCUUGGGUUCCGAAGACUUGCAAAAGAAGGCAGUUGAGGAGAUGAACGGCAAACAGAUCGAGGGUCGUGAGAUCGCCGUCAAGGUCGCCAUCGACAGCCCAGGAAAGGAAGAUGGCGCCGAAGGUACUGAGACCGGCGCUGAGGCUACUCCUGAGAACGGCACCAACGGUGCUCCUGAGGAGGUCGUAGCUGCUGCCUAAACACAAACCGCCCAACUCUCCGGAUGAAGGAAUCGAUAUUCUCUUAGCAAGGCAUACUCUUAUUGGCAAGGGAAAGCUUGACUGCUAAUUCUCCACCUUGAGGGUGGUGCUUGAGCUGAAAUAUCGAAACAGUCAAUGAGGUUGAUGGAUCAGCCUGGACAAAAACAUUACUUCUUGCCUAGAAGGCUGUAUCUUGCAAAACCAUAAUAUUAUUUCUUGAAAAAAUCCCCCAUCUCUAAGAUAUGCUGCGUUGACCAUUGUCAGCCGUUCAGCCUUUCACCCU